Peromyscus maniculatus bairdii (prairie deer mouse) is the source of this 2273-nucleotide messenger RNA. It is a transcript of the gene Tmx2, whose product is annotated as thioredoxin related transmembrane protein 2. Gene Ontology annotation, biological process: brain development. Lineage: Eukaryota; Metazoa; Chordata; Mammalia; Rodentia; Cricetidae. Gene Ontology annotation, cellular component: membrane-bounded organelle. The record is from RefSeq and is a predicted model, not a curated record. Gene Ontology annotation, molecular function: disulfide oxidoreductase activity.
CCCAAAAAACCACCCCAAGAAAUCAAGCUAUCUCUUAGGGUUAUGACUCGCCAAAAAGCUUCUGAGCGUUGAGCUGCCCAGUGGCCACGCGUCGCCCGCUACCUCACACCUCGCAGAGCAGGCUGAUGGCCACACCCGUCACCUAAGCCCCACUACUCACCCGGCAAUUCCCGCAUAAGCACCCAAUAAGAGAUCUACAUCCGGGUCCGGAGGCGUUGCACCUGAUAUUUGGCCCAAUAGAAGCCUCGCUGGUGGGGGGCGGCGGAGCGAAGAGCUGGGGGCGGGACGGAGCCUGCGAGAGAACCGGCAGGAAAGAUGGCUGUCCUCGCGCCUCUGAUUGCUCUGGUGUACUCGGUGCCGCGGCUUUCUCGAUGGCUGGCCCGACCUUAUUGCCUUCUGUCUGCCCUGCUCUCCGCUGCUUUCCUCCUCGUGAGGAAAGUGCCGCCGAUUUGCAACGGUCUCCCCACGCAGCGCGAAGAUGGUAACCCGUGUGACUUUGACUGGAGAGAAGUGGAGAUCCUGAUGUUCCUGAGUGCCAUUGUGAUGAUGAAGAACCGCAGAUCCAUCACUGUGGAGCAACACGUAGGCAACAUCUUCAUGUUCAGUAAGGUGGCCAACGCAAUUCUUUUCUUCCGCCUGGAUAUUCGAAUGGGUCUACUGUACCUCACCCUCUGCAUAGUGUUCCUGAUGACCUGCAAGCCCCCCCUGUACAUGGGUCCUGAGUACAUCAAGUACUUCAAUGAUAAAACCAUUGACGAAGAACUGGAGCGGGACAAGAGGGUCACUUGGAUUGUGGAGUUCUUUGCCAAUUGGUCUAAUGAUUGUCAGUCAUUUGCUCCCAUCUAUGCUGACCUGUCCCUCAAGUACAACUGUACAGGGCUAAAUUUCGGGAAGGUAGAUGUUGGACGCUAUACUGAUGUUAGCACACGGUACAAAGUGAGCACGUCACCCCUCACCAAACAACUUCCUACCCUGAUCCUGUUCCAAGGUGGCAAGGAGGUAAUUCGGCGGCCACAGAUUGACAAGAAAGGACGAGCCGUCUCUUGGACCUUUUCUGAGGAGAAUGUGAUUCGAGAGUUCAAUUUGAAUGAACUCUACCAACGAGCCAAGAAGCUGUCAAAGGGUGGAGACAGUGUGUCGGAAGAGAGUCCUGUGGCCCCUGCUCCCUCUGCUGUGCCGGAUGGGGAAAACAAGAAGGACAAAUAGGGUCCUGCAUUGUUCUUGCUUCUGUCAGUUUCUGGCACCUUUGAGGCCCAAUUCCAGCUGUAACCACAAUCCUUGCCUGAGGCUGUGGCCAUUUGUUUUCUCCUGUUGGGCUGUGCCUGGGUUGGGGCAGGGAGCCUGCUUCUGGGUUUUAAAGAAGCAUCUAACGAACUAUGAAGCAUUCUAUGGAAAGGCUGUUAUGCCUCGGCCAAGUGUUUCUGGAAGGGAGUGAUCUCAUAGACAGAGGUAGAAAUGGUUUCCCUCCAAGGUUGGGUCAGCGUGUAAACUGCUAUUCAACGCUUGGAUAUCACCAGUCUGUGGUUUCAUUAUUCCUCCUAGUGAGCCUGCAAAGCAUAAACUAAAUUAAACUCUAAUAUUAGAUGUCAGAAUAUAACGCACUAAGAAAUUUUCCUCAAGAACCCUUUCUUCCUUAGGCCUUUCUGGCUUGAUCUGUGGCAUUCAUUAAGAUACUUAAGCUUACAGGUGGGGGCAGUAGCUCACGCCUUUCAUCCCAGCACUGGUACCAGAGCCAGGCAGAUCUCUGUGAGUUCGAGGCCAGCCUGGUCUACAGAGAGAGAUCCAGGACAGGCACCAAAGCUACACAGAGAAACCCUGUCUCGGGAGAAAAAAAAAGAUGGUUAAGCUUAAAGGAUUGGAGAAAUGAUUCAGUGGUUAGGCACUCACUGGCUAUUUUUCCAGAGGACUCCGUGGGGAGGGGCUGAACUGUCUGCAAUGCUAGUCCCAGGGACUCCAUCUGAUCAUCUCCUGGACUUGGCUGGCACUGUAUGCAUGUAGUGCACAAAUAUACAUGAAGGCAAAACACCCAAAAGGGGUUUAUGUGUUGUAAUUUAAUCUUUAAAUGUCACUGAUCCCAACAAAAAGCCUUCAACCAGAAUUUUCGUCAUUGGAAAUAGAACUGAAUGAUCCCCCUGUAUUGUGAGAACUGAGAGGAAGGGGCAAUGUAAACUUAAGAGGUUCUUUUGUGUGGGAUGGGAAGAAGAAAGCCCCGAGUCUGGACAGCUGUUUUCUCGUCCACACAGCUUUCCCUAAUAAAGGGAUUCUUAUUUUGA